AUGCAAUCAGAGGAAGCAUGGAAUCGUGACAAGUCGAAACAAGCUCCAAGGAUUCCUUACCAAGAAGGAAAAAGGUUGAAACGAGCUAUCGACAAGUCAAAAGUUUCUGCUCUGAUAUUUCAUAACAACGGUACGAUAAAAAAUAUUGAUUAUUAUUAUCAUCCAAACUGCCCUCGUGAAUAUACCGUCGCUCUAACGAAGAGCCUCAAUGAUGAUUCAAUUUUGAAAUUGAACGGAGAAGAUUACAAUACUUUGUACAACAGAGGAUGGCUCUUGAACUUUACUAUUGACUACUGUGCUACUGCAUUAAUUAAAAACUCGCCAGAACAUUCAAAAACAGCUUAUGUUAUCUGUGAAAACAGCUCUAAAAUUUUAAAAAAUUCCGUAGAAAAUUUUAAUCAGAACUUUUAUCUUAAUAUGAAAAAACAAUGGUCUCGUAAAACCCAUCUAUUUUUUCCGUGUCACGUUCAGAACUCUCAUUGGAUUCUUGUUUAUGUCCAAUUAAAAGAGAAAUGGAUUUAUUUAUUAGAUUCUGGUCAAAUAAAAGAAGAUCCCGAAUUUUAUGCAGCAAAUUUUAAAAAAUUUUUCAGUGCUGUUUUCCCCAGCAAAAACAAAAAGGAUGAUUGGCUUUUAAAAAAUAUGGUUUAUCCAUCUCAAGAUGAAAAGGAUGGUUUUAAUUGCGGAAUCUACGUAAUCUAUUUCAUCGAACAAAUCUUAAAAGGAACGGCUCGUCCCAACUCAGGAUCCAUAUUCGUCGUUGACAGCGUAUUCUCAGCGCCGGAACCAAAAAAUUUAUUUAAAUUCAGUCAUUCUUUCUUAUACCUCAUGGGAAAGAGCGGGUUGCAGAAGUCACCUGAAUUUGCAACACCCAAAAUUCCUGGUAUAAAAUUCAAGAUUAACACGCAAAUAAAUAUUGAUACCAAAACCAUAGACGUUACAAUAAAAAAGGACGAUCCACGGAAAUCUGUUUCAAUAAUAACACUUAAAAUUGGUGAAACCACGAGAACUCGUCGCUCUGUUGAUUGGACAAAAAAAGUAUUUUUUAAGAGCAUAUCACUUCCUAUUACUUCUGAUGUACACCCUGUAAGUCAUGAUAUUUUUGGUGCACCAAGUGCGGACGGACCCAAAUAUACAGUGACAGUGGAUUGUUCAAUUAUUUGGGGCGGUUUCGUGGAAGACUUUUAUUAUCCCGAUGUAAGCACUGUACUGAAAAUUCUACAUAACAAUGAAGAAUUUAAUGACAUAGUAAUUAAAGUCGAAAAGACUGAAUUUAAAGCUCAGAAGAAUAUAAUUGCUGCGCAAAGUCCUGUUUUCUACAAAAUGCUGACUUCUGACAUGAAAGAGUCCAAAGAAAAUAGUAUUACAUUUCCGGAUAUUGAACCUGAUGUAAUAGAAGAACUGCUUCUGUUCUUUUACAAAGGAAAAAUGGAUAAAGCCGAAAAAGACGCUGAAUUCGCUAUAAAAUUAUUCGAGUUUGCGCAUAUGUAUGAAAUUAAAAGAGUUAUAUCAACUUGCGAAUACAUUUUGAUUACUAAGUUGACUAAAGGAAAUGUAUUCAAAAUUCACAAUAAAGGCCAGCUUUACAAGUCAGUUAUAUUGCAACAACAUGCGAUUACCUUCAUCGAAAUGAAUGUUACUGAGAUCCGUAAUGAUGUAGCACUUGAACUCCCAACGAGCUUGGGUUGCACUGGGUCAACUUUUGGGUCAACUUCAACAACAUCAGAAAUUCUCCCACAAAGCCCACAAUUCGGUACAGAUGAUCCUGACGAUGCAGACGGCAUAUGA
Messenger RNA from Cotesia congregata, 1785 nucleotides. The record is from the annotation of a GenBank genome assembly. NCBI's taxonomy places the organism in Eukaryota, Metazoa, Arthropoda, Insecta, Hymenoptera, Braconidae.